Molecule: messenger RNA, 1757 nt
Organism: Camellia sinensis
Lineage: Eukaryota; Viridiplantae; Streptophyta; Magnoliopsida; Ericales; Theaceae
Biological process (GO): cellulose microfibril organization; plant-type cell wall cellulose biosynthetic process
Cellular component (GO): plasma membrane
Source: RefSeq, a predicted model, not a curated record
UUUUUUCAUCUUAGAGGCGGUGGAUUUAAUGGAUAAUUACCGAAACAUAAACAGUUGUUUGUUGUUUAUAUGACAACUUUGCUUUGUUUUAGAGAGAAAAUUCAUAGGGUUAAACUAUUUGAUUCUUUUUGUUGAUCAUUCCUUUGUUAUUGUGAUGGGUUUUCACCUCAGAUUUUGUGGAUUACGUAGAAAAUUAUUGCAACAAAAAUAGUGGUUGAUUGCUCCACUUUUUUGUAUAUAUGUAUGGUGUACACACACAAAAACACAUUGUUAAAAUCCACCUACUCUCCACCUACUUCACCCACUUAAACCUACUCCACUAAACCUAACCCACUACACCACUACCACCUCCACUUCACCUACUCCUUACCUACUACACACUCACCCUCUUCUAUAUAUAGGAAUCAUGAAUCAUUGUAAUAGAUAUCAAUAAACAUACAUGAAUCAAUAAUAUCAAUCAUCAAUACAUAUUUCAUUCUCUCUAUUUUUUCAUACAUCAAAUUUUACAUGGUAUCAGAGCGAGGUUAAGAACCUAGUAAUUUCGUUUCACCGGCGGGCGGCAAUCUCGCCAUGGCCGCCUGCCGGACAAAUCCAAAUUUCCCAACAAUGGGUUUCACACACACAGGAUUCAUAGCUCCUUUUUGCACCCAGCAGACAGCUUUGCAAUUGGACCCUCUGUCCACCGUGGGUGAUAGCAACACACCACACAGCUUGCAGCUGGUCACGCUACCCCCCCUAUGGAGCAUGGUGGGAGGCCAAACCACAGAGCAAGGAGAUUGUUCGAAAUUCAAAGGGAACAUUCCACAUUGCUGUAAGAAGGAUCCAACAGUUGUGGACUUGUUGCCAAGAACUCCUUACAACCAGCAGAUCGCAAAUUGCUGCAAGGGGGGAGUAAUUAACUCAUGGGUGCAAGAUCCAUCCAAUGCUACGAGCUCAUUCCAGAUUAGUGUUGGUGGAGCUGGAACUACUAACAAAACAGUGAGGGUGCCCAAGACCUUGACCUUGAAAGCACCAGGGCCAGGUUAUACUUGUGGUCCGGCAAAAGUUGGCAAACCCACCAAAUUUGUUACCCAAAAUGUAAGGAAAGUCACACAAGCUAUGAUGACUUGGAAUGUUACGUGCACAUAUUCGCAAUUUCUGGCUCAGAAAACUCCUACUUGCUGUGUUUCACUCUCAUCCUUCUACAACAACACAAUUGUACCCUGCCCGACAUGCACCUGUGGCUGUCAAAACAACAAUACUCAGCCGCCUCAAGCACCGCCUACGGCGUCGAGAGAAUUUCGUGAUUUCAUCAAUUGUUGUUUGCAGAGAGCUCCAUCCAAGAGAUGGACCAUACCUGUGGCUACCUACCAUAUUCGGCAGAGCAGCAGCAGACAAGAUGGGCUAUAUCUCCUGAGAAAACAAUUUUCAAGAAGGAACAAUUUUCAUCCUCAUCAUCAUGUAACCAUCUCUCUCUCUCUUAAGGAGAAUAAAGAAGAAAAGAGAAAACAAAACAGGAACCACACACUGUUUUGCACACGCACUCUUGUUCCCCACUCAUAUUUUUUUAUAUUUCUUUUACUCCUCCUUUUGACAAGGACACGAACCACACACUGUUUUGCACACCCAUCAUCUUUUUUUUCCCUUAGUGGUAGGACCCGCCAACACCUUUGAAUCUCCCCUUUUCUUUUUUUUAUUUUUUAUUACUUUAACCUUCCGAAAUUUUUCUUCACCUUUAUCCCACACUUCAUUUUAUUUAUUAUUAUUAUUCUUAUUUU